AUGCUAUCCAAGGCCGUUCAGGCUAUUCGAAAAUUUUCAGCGCAGCCUUACAACCCUAUGAAGUAUCUCCAAAGCUACAUUCCCACUAAAAUGCCUACAAAAGAAGAAAUCGAAGAAGGAGUGAAGACAGCCCAUGAAAAUGCAGGCAUGCUCGUGCACAACGUUCGUCACAUCAAUCCAUUGCGUCAAUCAGGUCCUAUUCCUGCUUUUGAUGGUCCUUUUUCGAUGGAAGAUAUUUUAUUCUUUUUUAAUAUAAAAUAGUCAUUAUAAAAAAUUCUAUUAUAUUUAUGCCUAUUUUUCAUAAAAAAAUAUACAAAAUUCCUAUCAAGAAUACUUCAAGAUAAACGACAUUUGCUACCCUUCAACUGAUGCUGAAGAAAUCAUGAGACGCGUCCCAGGAGUGACCAGAGAAGAGGCUGAAUAUAUAAGGUCUCUUGGUUUCACACCUGAUGACGAAGUAGAACUCGCCUAUUGGUACAAGACUAUUGGCUUUGACAUUUAUUACCCUCUUAAUAAUACUUAUGUAGCAAGACAAGUCUUGACCAACUCAAAAGGCGAAAAAGUAGAAGUUAUGUGGCCGUAUAUGGCUUGGGAAGACUGCAAUGAACUGUCAGUCGACACCGCACUACAAGAUAUGCCUUAUUAUACAAUUAGACAUUGGGAAGCUUACUCUGGUGAUGAAUGGUAUAAGUAUGUAAACAACCAAGAUUUGGGUGUCCCUGAUACCUGGUUUGAAUAUGAUAAAAAUACCAGAUAUUUGCUGCAGAUGGUACAAGAUCAGCUGGAAGAGCUACCUGAUAGCAAGAGACCUUGGCCAAGUCCUAAAAACCCACAUUGUCGUAGCUUGUUUACUAAUGAUCAAGAGAAAAACGCUGAAAUGUCUGAAAUGGCAAAACCAGACUGGAAGCACCGGUCUCCAGAUGAGUAA
This is a messenger RNA of Blepharisma stoltei, 928 nucleotides long. Lineage: Eukaryota; Ciliophora; Heterotrichea; Heterotrichida; Blepharismidae. The record is from the annotation of a GenBank genome assembly.